This is a messenger RNA of Frankliniella occidentalis (western flower thrips), 779 nucleotides long. Its product is annotated as larval cuticle protein A3A-like. The coding region runs from base 107 to 697 and encodes 196 amino acids. NCBI's taxonomy places the organism in Eukaryota, Metazoa, Arthropoda, Insecta, Thysanoptera, Thripidae. Gene Ontology annotation, cellular component: extracellular matrix. The record is from RefSeq and is a predicted model, not a curated record. The transcript is spliced from 4 exons.
CUCGAGGGUCUUCUUCUCAUAUAUAAGCCGACAGGAGGCUCACAGUCACCAGUCAGUGCACUUUUUCCAACGACAAACGUCCUUUAGUAACACGGUUUCUACUAUUAUGGCUCUCCUUAAGGUCGCAUGCUGCUGUGUGGUGCUCGGGCUGGUGCGCGCUGGACCUCUACUUCCGGUCGGCCAGGAGCCGGAGCCCUUCGACCCCAAUCCUCAGUACAGCUACAGCUACAGCAUCCAGGACGCCGUAACAGGUGACUCAAAGAGCCAGUCGGAGACCAGGAAUGGCGACGUUGUGCAGGGCCAGUACUCAGUGGUCGACGCCGACGGCACCAGGCGCAUCGUGGACUACACGGCUGACGCCAUCCACGGCUUCAACGCAGUGGUGCGCCGCGAGGGAACGCCCUCCCUGGUGCACGCCACCACCCCCGCCGUCGUGAGGGCCGCUCCGGCCGUGGUGGCGCGCGCCGUCGUACCGCCCGUCAUCACUGCAGCGCCCCCCAGCUUCGUCCGAGGCGCCCCCUUCGUACAGUACAGCAGCCCCCGGUUCUCCUACUCCGUCCAGCCCGUGGCCGUCGCCUCCACCCCCGUGGCUCGCUACGCCCCCGCACCGUUCACCGGGCCGCUGUCUAAUCAUAUAACGGGUGCCUCCGGUGUACACACGUCUGUAUCCACGCCGUACCAUAGCUACUCUUACUAGCCGGCUCCACGGAAGACACUGGAAAGGACUUGCUUUUAUUCGUCAGUUUGUACAAAUGAAUAAAUGUGAGGCGAGAAGCAGA